UCCUCCCUACAGAGCUGAGAUAGCGCACCCCAGAGCUGGCUGCUUCUUGAGCCGGUGCCCUCUCCCCGCAGAGCCAUGGGGGUGCUGAUGUCACGGCGGCAGACGGUGGAGCAGGUACAGAAGGUCAGCCUGGCCGUGUCGGCCUUCAAGGACGGGCUGCGAGAGCGGCCGGCCGCCAAGCGCAAGGGGGAGGCGGUGGCAGGGCCACAGCGGGGCACGCCGGAGCACGCCGUGCAGGAGGUGACUGAGGACGAGGCCGCCGGACCCUCACCGCGGCCCGAGGCCAGCGCCAACCGGGCGGCCUGGGAGCGGCUGCGGGACGGGCGAGGCGUGGAGCCCGAGGAGUUCGACCGCGCCAACCGCUUCACGCCGCCUGCCUUCGUCCGGCCCACGCGGGAGCUGGGGGACGACGAGCCGCCCGACAUCAGCCUAGAGCGCCGGGAGCAGGUCACCAAUGACGAGAUGUGCGAGAUCUGUGAAGUGUGGACGGCCGAGAGCCUGUUCCCCUGCCGGGUGUGCACGCGCGUCUACCACGACGGCUGCCUGCGCCGCAUGGGCUACCUGCCCCAAGGCAGCGCCACCGAGCUCACCGAGACGGCUCACACCGAGACCGGCUGGAGCUGCUACUACUGCGACAACCUCAACCUGCUGCUGACCGAGGAGGAGAUGUACAGCCUCAUGGAGACCUUCCGGCAGUGCCACAUCAUCCCGGACACCUGCCUGACGCUGGACGACUUCCUGGCCUACAAGCACCUGGUGCACAAGCGCCAGUUCGAGCGGCCCAUGGGGGAAGCCCAGGAGGAGCGUGCCACCCUGCAGUUCGGCGCCCUGGACCCCGACAAGCGGGGCCACGUCGAGUGGGCCGACUUCCUGUCCCACGAGUCAAUCCAGCUGCUCCAGAAGCUCCGGCCGCAGAACUCGUUGCUGCACCUGCUGACAGCCAAGGAGCGGGAGCGGGCACGUGCCGCCUUCCUGGCCCUGCCCCGGGACCCCGACGGGAGGGUCAGCCAGGCCGAGUGUCGCCGCGCCCAGCUCGCCUGGUUCCGCAAGCAUCCCCCCGAUGCCCCGUCCUGCAACGUCAGCAUCAGCCACGUGGGGCCCAUGUCAGAGAGCAGCCCCAGCAGCGCAAGCAGCAAGAGCCAGGACAAGGCCCCGGAGCAGGAGGAGCCCAGGCUCGUGGACUGGCCGUCCUUCCUGAGGGAGAACGUGGCGUACAUCCUGGCCGCCCGCCCCAACAGCCCUGCCGUCCACCUGAAGCCGCAGGUGUAGAGGCUGCCGGGGAGCGGGACGUCCCCCCAGCCCCGGACGUCGAGGCCAGGCCAGCGCCCAGCCUGGGACGAGCCCGUUUUGUAUUAGCCACGCUCGCGGCCGGCCGGCCGGACAGAUGGACGGCUUCACCCUGGACCGGGCAGGGCACAGCCUCCUACCCUGAUGCCCGCCGGGCUGGGGCAUUUGGACCAGGCCCCUGUUCCCCCCUGCACACACGUCAGCAGACUCCUGAUUGGCUGACAGAUGGCCACGCCCCCACCCCACAAGCACAUGGCCAUGCACACAGCCCUGCUGCGUGCUGCUUUCUGAUUGGCUGGGGGGAAA
This is a messenger RNA of Alligator mississippiensis (American alligator), 1593 nucleotides long. RefSeq names its product PHD finger protein 24 (gene PHF24). The coding region runs from base 76 to 1269 and encodes 397 amino acids. The record is from RefSeq and is a predicted model, not a curated record. NCBI's taxonomy places the organism in Eukaryota, Metazoa, Chordata, Crocodylia, Alligatoridae. The transcript is spliced from 7 exons.